AACAAGCACUAAAUCUUGUUUUUUUUCAAGUUAGAGUUUAAUAAUUAUUAAGACUGUUUUACCAAGAAAUAUGUCAACAAACAAAGACAACAGGCCUGAUGGGAAAGAAAAAAUAAGAAAACAGUCAAAUCCUGAAGAGGCGGUUAUAGUUCAAAACAUCGACAUCAAAACUCCGAUAAAAGUUCUUAAAGAUGUCCUGAGUAGACGACUUCGUAAAUCUGAUCUAAGCAAGCACGAUAUUUAUCUUCAAGACUUUUAUCUCGACCCUGAUCUGAGCUUGUUUGAACAAGGUGUAAAGAUUCAUGGAUCUGUUGAACUUAGCAUACAAGUUCAAAGCAGCAGCACCAACCCAAAGCUUAUAAUUGUUGAGAUCGUUAAACCAAUGCAAGAUGUCAAACCUAUGAAACUGGCUACCUCUGAUAGGAAAAAGAGGAAAUUCAUCUUUCAAGAUAUACCUAAAGUGAGUCAACCAGAAAAAGUGGCUGAAUUGGAAAUCCCUGGAGAUCCAUUAUUGUGGAAUAAAACACAGGUAUACCAGUGGAUGGUGUGGGUCGCCAAAGAGUUUAAUUUGGACACAAGCAUUAUCAUGGACCCUGAUUUAGAUGGUAUAGAACUUAACCGCAUGUCACAGACUGAAUUUGUUUCAACCUUUGCUUAUGGGAAUGUUCUCUGGUCACACCAUGCACUGUUAAAGAAAUUGGCUGAAUCUGCUGUGAAAAUUCAAGAAGGUAAAACCCAGUCUGAUGCCGAGUUGUCAGUCAUCUCUUCUUCACCAUCUGUUGCUUCAACUUACUACAAGCAGAAAGAACCGAGAAGGGAUUACUCUGUUUUUGCCAAAAAUCAUUCAGUAACAAAGACGACUUCAAAUGGACAGACACAGUUGUGGCAAUUUCUCCUUGAGUUACUAACAGAUGCAGACAGCACAGACUGUAUUAUGUGGGUUGGUGAUACAGGCGAGUUUAAACUGUUAGCACCAGAGAUUGUUGCACAGAAAUGGGGUUUAAGAAAAAACAAACCAUCUAUGAAUUACGAGAAACUUUCUAGAGCUCUGCGUUACUAUUAUGAUGGGGAUAUGAUAUCAAAGGUACCAGGGAAACGGUUUGUGUACAAAUUUGUCUGCAACCUUAAGGAACUUGUGGGUUAUAAUGCUUCUGAAUUGAACAAGUUAGUGACUGAGUGUGUGCAGCGCCGACAGUCUGAAGCUGCACGCAAUGUAGAUGAAUACCUACGAGAUCCAGAUGGUGAAGUAACGCUUCUACUUGGUCCCACCACAUGAUAAGGGGAGACUCAAGUUACAUACUGGGUGAUCUGAAGUUUACAAAGUUACUUAGAUACAAACCUGGAGAAAGUGGUGCUAAAAACCAACUUUAUCAUGUUGAACACUGUUGACUGUUCUGUUAUUAACAAUUGUGGGCAAGUAUGUUUGCAAAUUAUGAUUAAAUCAUGUGAAUGGUUUCAUGCAAUGAGCCAAGGGAUCUAUUAUUCUAUCACAUCAUUUCAUUGCGUCGCUAUGUUAUAUUUUUAAAUAUUAAGACUUUUACAUGUUUUCAUAUGCUGUUGUUUCAUUUUUACAUUAACGAUUAACAUUUUCUUUGUUUUUACACUAUCUAUCUUUGUUUUUGUUACAAAUAUAAAACUUUUGCUUUUUGGGGGGUUAUGCGGCGCCUCUUUGUCAAGCGCCGUAGCACAGUUAUGCGGCGCCUGUAACCCAGAGGUAAUGGGUUCAUGGCUUGCUGUUGCUACCAUUGUGGGCGUAUGUGUCCUUGGGCAAUACACUUAACGGCAAUUGCUCCAACCCAGUGUUCACUCGUGAUUUGUCCAAAUUAUCAGCCAUACUUGAAAAAUUCCAAAAAAAUAAAAUUACACACGAAGUAAAA
This is a messenger RNA of Ciona intestinalis (vase tunicate), 1877 nucleotides long. The record is from RefSeq. NCBI's taxonomy places the organism in Eukaryota, Metazoa, Chordata, Ascidiacea, Phlebobranchia, Cionidae.